Humulus lupulus (European hop) is the source of this 1010-nucleotide messenger RNA. RefSeq names its product soluble inorganic pyrophosphatase 1. Gene Ontology annotation, biological process: phosphate-containing compound metabolic process. The coding region runs from base 164 to 817 and encodes 217 amino acids. Gene Ontology annotation, molecular function: inorganic diphosphate phosphatase activity; magnesium ion binding. The transcript is spliced from 9 exons. Gene Ontology annotation, cellular component: cytoplasm. The record is from RefSeq and is a predicted model, not a curated record. Lineage: Eukaryota; Viridiplantae; Streptophyta; Magnoliopsida; Rosales; Cannabaceae.
UAUGACUGACCACCGAGAUAUGACUGCCAAGAAAAGUGUUGACAGAUAUUGCUGAACUAUUUUAUAAGAGUGCUCGCAGUGCUCUUUCUCUCUGUAUCUCCAUUUGUGGACCUUCGAAGAAAAAAUCAGUGCUCAGUUCAGCAAUAUUGGUAUUCUGUUAAGUAUGGCUGAGGCUGACAACAAACAUGGAGAAUCAAGUGUGAACAAUUCCAUACACCGCCCUGUGGCUCUAAACGAAAGAAUUCUUUCUUCAAUGUCGCGAAGAUCUGUGGCUGCUCAUCCUUGGCAUGACUUAGAGAUUGGACCUGGCGCCCCUGAAUUUUUCAACGUUGUGAUUGAAAUUGGCAAAGGCAGCAAGGUUAAGUACGAACUGGACAAGAAUAGUGGCCUCAUAAAAGUUGAUCGAAUUCUUUACUCAUCAGUUGUAUAUCCCCACAACUAUGGCUUCGUCCCACGAACCCUUUGCGAGGAUAGUGAUCCUAUUGAUGUUCUGGUAUUGAUGCAGGAGCCUGUGUUGCCUGGUACGUUCCUUCGAGCUCGGGCUAUUGGAUUAAUGCCUAUGCUUGAUCAGGGGGAAAGAGAUGACAAAAUCAUUGCUGUAUGUGCCGAUGACCCUGAGUUCCGCCAUUACUCUGACAUCAAGGAGCUACCACCCCAUCGGCUUGCAGAAAUCCGACGAUUCUUUGAGGACUACAAAAAGAAUGAGAACAAGAAGGUGGUGGUUGAUGACUUUUUACCAUCUGAAUGUGCCAUUGAAGCCAUAAAGUACUCCAUGGACCUGUAUGCCUCUUAUAUCAUUGAAACCUUGAGGAGUUAAUGACUCCAUGGGAGAGCAGAUGGGAGCUGACAACUACUUAAAUACCAAAUAUUAUUAGCAUGGCUAAUAGAUUUGGUUCUUUCUUGGUAUAAUUAAUUAAAAGUUAUGUUGUUAAGACUUUGAUCUUCUGAUACUUUUCUAGAAUUACAAGUGUUGGAAAGCUGCUUUUGAAAGUUAUCUAUACUUCUGUUUA